AUGAAUUCCCCUACGUACGGCCUCUUUUGCAAGCAAGCUGGGCAAGCCCACGAUUUAAGAUUUAAGUCGCCCUACUCCAAGUUCUACGCAUUCCGUAAGAGUGACCGAUGUUUCAGUUGUUUCAAACGCGGACAUCCUUCAUUUGAUUGCCCCGAAGGACCUUGCGAGUACGUAAUCCUAUGCCCAGAUAUCUCCGCCACGUCCAGAAAGACGCUCAACAAAAAAUUCGUAAAAAUGCUCAACAACGGCCAAAUCAAGAAUCUUGAGGACAACUACGACUCACUAGACAUGGCUCCCGGGCCGGGCCGGCCCGGGCCGAAAUUUCGGCUCGGCCCGAAAUAG
Molecule: messenger RNA, 342 nt
Organism: Bursaphelenchus xylophilus (pine wood nematode)
Lineage: Eukaryota; Metazoa; Nematoda; Chromadorea; Rhabditida; Aphelenchoididae
Source: the annotation of a GenBank genome assembly